Molecule: messenger RNA, 468 nt
Organism: Eupeodes corollae
Lineage: Eukaryota; Metazoa; Arthropoda; Insecta; Diptera; Syrphidae
Exons: 1
Coding region: 1-468 (155 amino acids)
Source: RefSeq, a predicted model, not a curated record
AUGUCUAAUACAAUCCGAAUUAUUUUAUUUGUUUGCUUCUUCACAAUAACAUUUAUUGAAUUGUCAUCGUCUGAGAUAAGACAAACACCAGCAACAACAACAAAAACUACGGAUUCAAAAUCUCUAUGGAUUGAAAACAGAAUUCCAAAGCCUCCAAGUGGCUGUAAGAACGUCUUCAUCUGCAAGAAAAAACUCAAACAUAGUUUUGCUAAUCAGACUAUUAAGCCUUGCAUCAAGUAUUGUGUAAGAAGUUUCUCCUGCCCUGACGAUUUUGUGGGUAAAACAGAUCCCAUAGAUCCCGAUUGGUGUGUUCUUCUUGAUCAGAAUCAAUUGGAAGAUUUUGAAACAGCAGCACCUCCAGCGAGGAGUGAUGGUAAAACCAAUAUUGUGCAAGUCAAUAUGAUUGACUUUCCAUGUCAAGAAGGAUACUUGCCCGAUUUUAGAGGAAGAUGUCGUGAAGUUUGGUAG